Molecule: messenger RNA, 2011 nt
Organism: Hippocampus comes (tiger tail seahorse)
Lineage: Eukaryota; Metazoa; Chordata; Actinopteri; Syngnathiformes; Syngnathidae
Gene: paox
Product: polyamine oxidase
Exons: 10
Coding region: 181-1683 (500 amino acids)
Biological process (GO): spermidine catabolic process
Molecular function (GO): polyamine oxidase activity
Source: RefSeq, a predicted model, not a curated record
GGGGUUGACUUUUAUUUUGCUAUUGGAGGCUGGCCUGACAGCACGUUUACAUGUUCAGUUGCACAACGCGAAACUCAACAACCAGGGGUUACCUCACUUGCACUUGGAAGCAAAGCAACGUCCAGUGAAUUGACGAAGCCUUUUUGUUUCUGCGUUAAACCGGUCAAGUAGAGAGUCUUAAUGUCGUUGGGCGCCGACGCUAGAAUAGUCAUCAUCGGAUGCGGAAUAUCAGGGAUAGCUGCAGCACACAGACUUAUUAAAGCAGGGUUUAAUCAUGUGAGGAUUCUUGAAGCGACUGGAAGAAGCGGAGGGAGAAUUAAAACGGGCAAAUUUGGUGAUAACAUAGUGGAGAUCGGGGCCAACUGGAUCCAUGGACCAUCAAAGGAGAACCCGGUCUUUUGUUUGGCUCAGCAAUAUGGCCUGCUUAGUCCAGAGGCGCUCACCCCGGAGAACCAGGCAAUGGAUGUUGGAGGACAUCCUCCCUGGAUCUCCAGUGUCUUCACCAGCACAGGUCGCAAAAUGAGCCUUGACGACCUGUCCCCUGCUGUGGAGAUGUACAAAGAGCUUUUGGAUGAGAGUACACAAUUUUUGGAGAGGGGAGAACCCUGGCCCAGCGUGGGCCAAUUUAUACGUGCAGAGGUGCUACAGAGAUCAGCGGAGAAGUGGAAAGCAGACAAUGCAGGAUGUUUGCAGCGGUGCAUGUUCACCACCCUGCUGAAGGUGGAGUGUUGCAUUUGUGGUUCUCACACCUUGGAUGACCUGGGCUUGGGUGCAAGUGGCCUCUAUAAAUCAAUACCGGGACUUGACUGCACCUUCCCAGGAGGUUAUGAAGGUCUAGUAAGAAACCUGAUGUCAGAGUUGCCUGCUGGCGUGGUGAGCUACAACCAGCCAGUUAGCUGCAUCCACUGGAACAACUCUGACAAGAGAGAUGCACAGGUGAACGUGGAGUGCCAUGGCGGGAAGGUAGUGGCUGCUGAUCAUGUGAUCGUCACGGUUCCUUUAGGUUACUUGAAGAAGCACCAUACGUCACUGUUCCGUCCUCCCCUUCCUCUGCACAAAAUCCACUCAAUCCAGAGGUUUGGCUUUGGCACCAACAAUAAAAUAUUUGUGGAAUUUGAUUCGCCCUGGUGGGAUGAGGACUGUGAGGUCAUCUACUUUGUGUGGGAAGACGAUGACACCAUGGUCGACCAGGUGGAGGAUGUUCCAGGAUCCUGGAUUAAGAAAUUGGUCGGCUUCACUGUGGUAAAACCCAGUGAAAGGUACGGCCAUAUUUUGUGUGGCUGGAUCGCUGGGAAGGAAUCACAUUAUAUGGAGACUUUGUCUGAGCAGGAGGUCAUGUAUGCCAUCACCCAGCUUGUCCGCAGGUUUACAGGUAAUCCCAUAAUCACUCCGCGGAAAAUCAUGAGGUCUCAAUGGUUUCACGACCCCUGGACAUGCGGAUCAUACAGUUACCCUUCAAGAGGCUGCUCAUUGCAGGACAUCGAGAAUUUAAUGGAGCCUGUGCCGUCUAAGCAAACGCUCUCACAACCGCUCCAAGUGUUGUUUGCUGGAGAGGCGACUCAUCCCUCCUACUUCUCUACCGUCCAUGGAGCUCUUCUCACUGGCUGGAGGGAAGCCGACAGGCUCCUCGCUCACUACUCCCCUGCCGCUCGGUCUGAACAACCAACCAAGUCAAAGCUGUAAAGGAAUUAUGCAAGAUGAAGUUAUUUCAAUGUAACUUGAUCUUAAUCUUGAUCAAGGUUUAGCUAUCUUUGUAAAGAAGUAGCCUCAAAGGAAAAGCAGCUAAAUUGUCUAAAUGAGGAGAAAUUGGUUUUGCUGUUUUGGAGAGCAACAAACAUUACCUUGUAAAGUAAGGGGAUAUGCAAAAAAAGUUUACUUUAUUCCUACCUGCCACACUCAUCAAUUUAACAUGAAACAUUGUUAUUAAUUACAUACUGCUACAAGUCUCACUUUAAGAUAUUGAAAUUGUAUUUGAAGUCUUUUUUCCAUAAUAUGCAACUUUUAAUUUUAU